UGUGUAUCAUUGCUUCACAGAGGAAGAUGCAAAACCAUGCAUGCAUGACCAGCCCUCAGUGGGCUGGCCCUGUCACUAACUUAAUAUAACUUGAGUUGUCCUAAAACUGAGGCCUCUGUUGGCGUCUUCAUGCCUCAGAGUCUCAUUUCUCUCUCGCAGCUUGACAUCUGCAGGAAUGAGAUAAGAGCAUUAUUUAAAAAGCAAGAAACGGCAUCUGCAAGUACGAAGAGCUGCUCACUAUGGAGCCAAGGACAUCCGUGACAUCCUUCCGGAACAUCCCAAUCCCAAGAUGCAGCCUAGGCUCUGCCUCUGGUCUACCUUAUGGCUCUUUUGCAAACAGCCUCGCAUCACUCACACCCAACGAUGAGGAGAAACCUGCCAUAUCGCCUAAACGCGCCUAUGUAACUAUGGUUGUGCUUUGCUACAUCAACUUGCUCAACUACAUGGAACGGUACACAAUAGCAGGUGUCCUUACAGACAUUAAAAAGUUCUUUGAUAUAAAGGACAGCACGGCUGGACUUCUGCAGACAGUUUUCAUCUGCAGUUUUCUACUUUUGGCCCCUCUCUUUGGUUACCUCGGAGACCGCUACAAUCGGAAAUACAUCAUGAUUGGUGGGUUGAGUGUCUGGCUUUUGACUGCAACCGGCAGCUCUUUUGUCACCAAGUCGCAAUUCUGGCUCCUUGCCCUGUUGCGAGGCCUGGUCGGCAUCGGGGAAGCCAGCUAUUCCACUGUUGCUCCCACCAUCAUAGGGGACCUCUUUACUGGGUCUAAAAGGAGCAUCAUGAUCUGUAUCUUCUACAUCUUUAUCCCCGUUGGAAGUGGUCUUGGAUACAUAACCGGAGCAGGGUUUGCUGCUCUCACAGGGGACUGGCACUGGGCGUUGAGGAUCACACCCAUCAUGGGCGUGGUGGGACUCAUUUUGAUGAUCUUUUUAUGCCCCAACCCAACCAGAGGUGCUGCAGAAACCCACGGAGAGGGAGUUACGGUGCAGAGCUCUUACUUGGAGGAUGUCAAGUAUCUUCUCAAAAAUAAAAGUUAUGUAUGGUCAUCGCUGGGAGUGACCGCCCUGGCCUUCCUCACCGGAGCGGUGGCUUUCUGGAUGCCUAAUUUCUUGUCCAGAGCUCAUAUCUACCAGAAACUCAGAGAUCCAUGCAGCGAUGACCCAUGUGACUCCUCAGACAGUUAUAUCUUUGGUGCUGUAACGGUGGCCACAGGCAUUCUGGGAGGGGCUCUUGGCACUGGUUUAUCCAGACGGUUUAGGGACAAGGUGCCAAACGCUGAUCCACUCAUCUGCGCUGUGGGCAUGCUUGGAUCGGUCCCGUGCCUUUUUAUCAUCAUCUUUGUGGCAUCAACAAGCAUUCCAGCCACUUAUGUGUUCAUUUUCUUGGGCGAACUGUUGCUCUCGUUAAACUGGGCUGUCCUGGCUGACAUACUGCUGUAUGUUGUUAUGCCGACGAGAAGGGCCACAGCCGAGGCUCUGCAGAUCACAGUUGGACAUCUCCUGGGUGAUGCUGGGAGCCCUUACCUAAUAGGAGUGAUCUCUGAUGCUAUACAGGAAGACAAGACUAACUGGAACUUCCACAGUCUGAAGUACAGCCUGCUGCUCUGCCCAUUUAUUGGGGUUGUAGGGGGAGUGUUUUUCCUCAUCACUGCCUCCUACAUUAAUGAAGACAGGAAAGCAGUUCAGCAACUAGUCGGAGAAGAAACUCAACCACAGCAGCAUCCUGCACCUGAGCCCUCGCUGGAAAUGAACAACACGGGAAAUGUGUAAUGUCUUGCAAAAUCACUCAUGCAGUGAAUGUAAAGUUAGGUUAUAAACCGCUGGUGUGAAAUUUGUCUAAAAUCGCUUUACGGUCUGUAUAGUAUUUAAUACCCACACUUAGGAUAGGAAAAAUUCACCCUUAUCCAUUUAAAAAAAAUGUAAAAAAAAAAAAAAAAAGAAAUCAUUUCAGUUUUUCUUCAUUGCAACACCUCACUGUAAUUUCACAUUUCACAAGUGCCCUUUUAACAUUAUCCCAGCAUUACCUCACAGGUCAGUGGCACUAUGCAGUAUACUUGAAAAGUCAAUGCAGUUGUAUUUUCUGACUGUAAAUGUUGGUAUUUUAUUAAAU
This is a messenger RNA of Archocentrus centrarchus (flier cichlid), 2112 nucleotides long. It is a transcript of the gene spns3, whose product is annotated as SPNS lysolipid transporter 3, sphingosine-1-phosphate (putative). Bases 240 to 1772 code for a protein of 510 amino acids. Gene Ontology annotation, molecular function: transmembrane transporter activity. Gene Ontology annotation, biological process: transmembrane transport. The transcript has 13 exons. Gene Ontology annotation, cellular component: membrane. The record is from RefSeq and is a predicted model, not a curated record. Lineage: Eukaryota; Metazoa; Chordata; Actinopteri; Cichliformes; Cichlidae.